AUGGACCAUACAUGGACUGCCCAUCCUGAGGUCGGCUGGGGACACCUGCAAGUGGAUCUUUCCAGAGUGUCAUCGGUAAAGAAGGCAGCAAGUGAGAUCAACGGCACCAAGGACUCUCCGGAGAUUGAUAUUGUCAUCUGCAACGCCGGUUUGAUGUGGAUUCGAGGCCUCCAACGAAGAGCGUACAACAGCAAGACAGACUUUGCCACAGAUCACAUCGGCCAUUUCCUGUUUGUCAGUCUGAUUCUCCCGAAGCUCAUUGCAGUCAAAGAGCAGAAAGAUCUUCCAGAAAGUGAGCGUGCAAAUUUGGCAGUCAUGGGAGCCUAUGGCUUCGGAAAAGGCGGGAUUUACAGCCCAGUGGCCGCACAUGGACAGUCCAAAACAGCAGCCAUUCUCGUCUCGUUGGAGCAUUCCCGUUCAUUGUCCAAUUAG
Messenger RNA from Exophiala spinifera, 432 nucleotides. RefSeq lists its product as uncharacterized. The coding region runs from base 1 to 432 and encodes 143 amino acids. The record is from RefSeq and is a predicted model, not a curated record. The transcript has 2 exons. NCBI's taxonomy places the organism in Eukaryota, Fungi, Ascomycota, Eurotiomycetes, Chaetothyriales, Herpotrichiellaceae.